Messenger RNA from Zalophus californianus (California sea lion), 340 nucleotides. RefSeq lists its product as uncharacterized. Lineage: Eukaryota; Metazoa; Chordata; Mammalia; Carnivora; Otariidae. The transcript has a single exon. The coding region runs from base 70 to 276 and encodes 68 amino acids. The record is from RefSeq and is a predicted model, not a curated record.
GUGAACGCGGAAGUACAGGACGUGAGGGUUUGCUGGCUGUUCCGAUUGUGGUGGGGCAACUGGUGCAAGAUGGAGGAGGAUGCAGCUGUGGAAGAUGGUCAGGACGGUCCCCGGGAGCGGGUAGGCUCGGGUGAAGCUGGGAGGCAGCAGCAGAACCAUGAAGUGCGGUCUCAAUCCCGGGCCAACCGGUUUCCAAAGCAUUCCUAUUGGUUGGAUCUCUGGCUCUUCAUCCUCUUGGAUGUAGUGUUGUUUAUCUUCGUGUAUCUUUUACCAUGAAUGGUUUGCCUGAUGUCUAGAUUAAGAAGUUGGCUCCUGGAGUGGAUUCUGAAAAUGACCGCAA